Cydia fagiglandana is the source of this 693-nucleotide messenger RNA. RefSeq lists its product as uncharacterized. Bases 1 to 693 code for a protein of 230 amino acids. The record is from RefSeq and is a predicted model, not a curated record. NCBI's taxonomy places the organism in Eukaryota, Metazoa, Arthropoda, Insecta, Lepidoptera, Tortricidae. The transcript is spliced from 3 exons.
AUGGCCACAAUCACUGCUGUCACAACAACUUCUAUUUUGAAAUCCCUUAAUCCAGUGGCAUUAGACUCUCUUUUUAUGGAUUUUCAUAAGAAAACCAAAGCUAACUACGACAGAGUGAUGUCUCGUGUGUUCAACCGGUCACAUGCUAGUCUAAGAUCCAGUUCAAAUGUGACACGACACGAAGUACCGUCAUCAGUGCGCGUUGGCGCGAAACCAUCUGUUUCGGCCGUGAGUUCUAGUGUUUUUAGUGAACUUCCGACGGUGUUAAAUGACUAUGUGCCCGAAGUGUGUGUAGAAAAAGUAGUUAAAAGGUCGUUAGUAAGGCCUAGAAGGACUUUAAAGUCUCUGGACCCUGGUAAAGUUAAGUCUCCGUCGAGGCCGUCUCGAGGGCGCGGAAGUGGCAAUUUUAGUAAUAUUAGGGCUCGUAGCUCGGUGCCUACGGUGUUGAGUAAUAGCGAAGAGCAGUGGUCAGAGUCUCACGUUCGACAAUGCUAUAGUAGCAGGUCUCAUACCAGGCUGAAGGAAUUGAAGGAUGAAAUAAAAGCUUUCCGUGAGACAGAUAAGCUGUUGAAGAUACGCAGUCACCUUUAUAAGAGCUGCGGUGUGGUGCUGGAUGAUGUUGGGAACAUAGCUCAUGACAAGGCGGUCCAGGCUGACCCCGAACCAGAAAAGGAAAUUACAUCAUUAAGGUAA